Messenger RNA from Cucumis sativus (cucumber), 2942 nucleotides. RefSeq names its product U-box domain-containing protein 35. The transcript has 9 exons. The coding region runs from base 402 to 2690 and encodes 762 amino acids. Gene Ontology annotation, biological process: protein phosphorylation. NCBI's taxonomy places the organism in Eukaryota, Viridiplantae, Streptophyta, Magnoliopsida, Cucurbitales, Cucurbitaceae. Gene Ontology annotation, molecular function: protein kinase activity; ATP binding. The record is from RefSeq and is a predicted model, not a curated record.
AACAUAGCAUUGCAUAUUUGCAUUGGCGGGAAGACUCAACCGCUUCGCUAUCAGUUUAGAAAUUCCCCUUUACAGAGAGGUUAAGCUUCACAAUCUUCUUCAUAAACCCUAAUUUUAGCAUUCACAGAUUGGAUUUGAUGUUCUUAGCGAAUAAGAUGGUGUUCCUUUUCUUGUUUCUUCUCCCCAAAUUUAGUAAGACAAUCGUAAUCAAACCCACUCCCCACUCCCCUUUCCGCAACUUACCAUUUGUCCUCAUUUCCCCUCACCCUAUUCCAAUUCCGUCACCGGUGCCCUGUGGAGUUUUCGAGCUAUGGCGACUCCCAUGGCUGAAGAAGAAUCCUUCGAUUCCUAUUCCACCAACAAUACGGUGAUUGCGAUUAGUAGGGACAAGAACAGUCACUAUGCGGUUAAAUGGGCUGUGGAACAUUUGUUCAAUAGGAAGAACACUGGCGAAUGCGUUCUUAUUCAUGUUCGGACUCAGAGCUUGCAUCCCCGUAGAGGAGGUGGAUACGAUUCCUAAGGAGUUUCGGCCACCAACUGAAGCUGAGUUGCACCAGUUCUUCCUUCCCUAUCGAGGAUUUUGCGCACGAAAAGGAAUAGUUGCAAAGGAGAUAAUCAUCCAUGAUAUUGAUGUUCCAAAUGCACUUAUUGACCAUAUCAGUAAACACUCCAUUAGCAAUAUUGUUGUGGGUGCUUCCAACCGGAAUCCUAUUAUGAGGAAGCUCAAGAAUCCUGAUGUUGCAACGUGCUUACUCAAAUCAGCUCCAGAAUCAUGUUCUGUAUAUGUCAUAGCUAGAGGAAAAGUUCAUACGAAGAGGUUGAGGAAGCGAAAUAAGUCACAAACUGACAUGACAGAAACACAAACCGGAACUCCACGAAUCAGCGGGUCUUUAUCAAAAACACAAAAAUCAGCAUAUUCUAGUAUCUCUGGACAAUCUGAAGAUAAAUACAGGUAUAGUUCUGGCACCAGUAAUGAUUCAACGUCAGGAAUUAGUGACUUUUCGGGGCCUCUCAGUUUCAAAUCAAUUGAAACAUCCUUUGAGAACCAAGAUUUUUCCCUAAGUUCCUCAGAGACUAGUACGAGGAGCUAUGUUUCCUCUAGCACCCCACCUACAAUCGAAUAUGAGAUGAAAAAGUUGAGGUUUGAACUCAAAAAAAUGAUGGAAAUGUAUGACUCGGCUUGCAAGGAAGCUGCAGUAGCAAAACAGAAGGCAAAAGAACUCCGACAUUUGAAGAUGGAAAAGGAAGAAGACAACAAAAUUGAGUGCGGUAAAUCUACUUAUGAGGCUCUAACAACAUUGGCUGAGUUUGAGAAGCAAAAGAACAAGGCUGAAGCAGAAGCAACUUUAGUGGCACAGAAGUUGGCUGAAUUAGAGACCCAGAAAAAACGAAUUAUUACUGAAGAAAAAGCUAGGAUUGAGGCAGAGGAGAGGAAGAAAACAAUGGAGUUAUUUGAACGCAGUAAUAUUUGUUAUAGACGAUUCAGCAUUGAUCAGAUCGAAGUUGCAACAGAUCAUUUUAACGAGUCAAACAAGAUUGGUGAAGGUGGCUAUGGACCUGUUUACCAAGCCUUACUUGAGCAUACUUCUGUUGCCAUUAAGAUCUUGAGACCGGAUAGAUCACAUGGGCAGCGACAAUUCCAGCAAGAGAUCGAGGUUCUAAGCCGGAUGAGGCAUCCAAACAUGGUCCUCCUCUUAGGUGCCUGCCCAGAAUACGGUUGCCUUGUUUAUGAAUAUAUGGAAAAUGGGAGUUUGGAAGAUCGUCUCUUCCGAAAAGAUAACACUCCUCCAAUCCCUUGGAGAAUCCGCUUCAGGAUAGCUUGUGACAUUGCCACUGCCCUACUCUUCCUUCAUCAAAUGAAGCCAGAACCUGUGGUGCAUCGUGAUCUUAAGCCAGCCAACAUUCUCUUAGAUCACAACUAUGUGAGCAAAAUAGGUGACGUGGGUUUGGCCAGGCUAGUUCCACCGACGGUUGCUGAUAGUGUCACUCAAUAUCACAUGACUGCUGCAGCUGGAACCUUUUGUUACAUUGAUCCAGAAUAUCAACAAACAGGAAUGUUGGGUGUGAAAUCAGAUAUUUACUCAUUUGGUGUUCUUCUACUUCAGCUCAUCACUGCAAGGUCACCGAUGGGUCUUUCAUAUCAGGUCGAGGAGGCUAUUGAACAUGGCAAAUUUCCAGAGAUACUUGAUCCGACAAUAACAGAUUGGCCUAUUGAAGAUACUCUUGGACUUGCUCAAUUAGCCCUCAAGUGCUGUGAGCUAAGAAAAAGAGACAGGCCCGACCUUUGUACGGUUCUAAUGCCAGAACUGUCCAGGUUAAAAAAUCUGGGGUCGGGUGAAACACCACCGAAGAGCAAGCUCGCAACUGUCAGCAGAGCACAUGAUCAACAAGUCCUUAACUCGGCUCCAGUCUUGAAGGGAUCAGAAGGCGAGAUCUAUGUGAGAAAAAGAUGGGAGCGAUUGAAAGUGAGUACGAGAUUUUGGAGCCAAAAGGGUGGUAUCGGUUUGAAUACCAUUUCUUCACAGAUAAAGAAAAAAUGGAGCAUACCAAGUAUACCAAUCAGUGGAAAACGAGUUGAUGGAUCGAAGAAGAAGCAGCAACCGCAGCAAAUCUCUGAACGUUGUUGGUCUUUUGGAAGUUGUGCUUCUGCUGCUACGUUGGGGUUCAAGAAACUGCAGUCUUUUUCAUAAUAAACAUGAGAUUUUUUCAACUUGUACUGUCUAAAUUUCAUUCUUGUUUUAGUAUUUGGGUUCUAUCUCACAAUCAUCUAAUCUCACUUGUGAAUGUCUGCAAAUUAAAUAUGGUGUUUGUUCUCACACACCCUUUUCCUUUCUCAAAAACUCAUUUGUAACUGUAUUUCAUUUCUUUACACUUGGGUUUUAUUCUAUUCAUUAUAAAUCAGCGGUCUUUCUAUUUCACAGAUGAAUCAAUUUUCAGGCUUA